UUGCCCUCUCUUCUAUUUUCUUCAUUUUUCCAAUUUAUCUACAGCCCCAAAUUAAACUGCUUGAAUAGAUGAGAAUAUUUUGUAGCUGUGCAACAAAAAGGGAUAGUACACAUUAUCCCACGAGCUUAGAGAUGAGAAAUAUGGUUGAUUCAGCUGACAAUUUUUUAAAGUGACUUUACUCUGACUUUCCAGAUCUAUCCACUCAUAUACUUCAGCCGAAGUUUUCAAGUUUCAAGAAAACCCUCAGCUCAAAUUGUAGGAUAAUAAGAAUAAUAAGCUACAAAAGAAGAUGGAUCAUGGCCGCCCAAUGCCACCUCCUUUUCACUCAAGUGAUCUUCAGUUACAUAAUCUUCCUAACCAGUUCCAGCACCCAGACGAACAACAAAACGGAAAUCGAGACGACAAACGAGGCUUAGAUGAGGAUUUUAGCCUCGGACAUACAGGAGAGGGUGGUGUCGGCGAAGAAGUCAAUAAAAGACCUAGAGGAAGGCCAUCGGGCUCUAAGAACAAGCAAAAACCACCUAUCAUAAUAACUCGAGAUAGCGCGAAUACCCUAAAAUCUCACGUUAUGGAGAUUUCCGACGGUCACGAUGUCCGAGAAAGUAUCUCCACUUUCGCGAGCCAACGCCAGCGAGGCGUUUGUAUUUUGAGCGGAAGUGGGACAGUCACAAACGUCACACUAAGGCAGCCGGCAUCUCCUGGCGCUGUCGUGACUUUACACGGAAGAUUUGAGAUUCUAUCCCUCUCGGGUUCAUAUUUGCCACCUCCAGCACCGUCAACAGCCUCAGGGCUGACAAUAUACUUGGCCGGAAGUCAAGGCCAAGUAGUUGGAGGUGGCGUGGUGGUCCCACUACUUACGUCUGGGUCAGUAGUGGUUAUGGUGGCUUCCUUCGGGAAUGCCGCAUACGAACAGCUUCCUCUAGAUGAUGAAGAAUCGCCAGUGGUACAAGGAAGCCAACAACAGGAUCAACAAAUUAUGGCUAAUGAUUCUAAUGCUUCUUUACUUCAAGGAUUUCCACCACAUCUUAUAAAUUCAAGUCAAUUACCAACUGAUAGUACUUAUUGGGGAAAUUCGGGUCAUCCUCCUUAUUGACAAAAAUUAGAGACUUAGUAGGCGUUUGGCCACUAAUUUCAAAUAUUUUUCACUUUAUUUGAAAUUUAUGAAAUUGGAGUUGAAGAAAGAGUUGUGUUUGAUUAUACUUUUUUGCAAAGAAGAGAAGAGAACACUUUGUUUGAAAUUUAUGAAAAGUGGGGUUGGAAAACAAGAUUGAAGCGCUUCUCUAAAUUUGGAAUACAACUCCAAGAUAGAUUCAGAAAUUUUAUAACCACAUACUGAUUUGAAACAAAUUUUAUAACCACAUACAGCUGAUUUGAAACAAAGUAAAAUAUCAUUCAGAAAAGAGUGAAAAUUUCUCACGGCCAAAUGGGUCUUUAAAUUAGUUUUGUUUUUUGCAUUUUACUAGAGUUUAGGACAUGGCUCCAAUUCUAUUACUAUUUGGAUAUCACAUUGCAUCGCUUCUUGUACAAGUAGUAGUCGGUUUGUGGUGUUAAUAAAUCUGUUCUAGUCGUAUUCUUAUUUUUUGUUUAGUAAGGGAUGUAUAAAUUCAACAAUUCUUUGUGGUUUUUCAUUUUAUGAUAGCACUGGUUGCAGUAAUUUGGUUUCUUACAUCUG
Lycium ferocissimum is the source of this 1672-nucleotide messenger RNA. Its product is annotated as AT-hook motif nuclear-localized protein 22-like. Gene Ontology annotation, biological process: vegetative to reproductive phase transition of meristem. NCBI's taxonomy places the organism in Eukaryota, Viridiplantae, Streptophyta, Magnoliopsida, Solanales, Solanaceae. Gene Ontology annotation, cellular component: nucleus. Gene Ontology annotation, molecular function: DNA-binding transcription factor activity; minor groove of adenine-thymine-rich DNA binding. The transcript has a single exon. The coding region runs from base 290 to 1093 and encodes 267 amino acids. The record is from RefSeq and is a predicted model, not a curated record.